Pogona vitticeps (central bearded dragon) is the source of this 635-nucleotide messenger RNA. It is a transcript of the gene LY6G6C, whose product is annotated as lymphocyte antigen 6 family member G6C. Lineage: Eukaryota; Metazoa; Chordata; Lepidosauria; Squamata; Agamidae. Gene Ontology annotation, cellular component: protein-containing complex; external side of plasma membrane. The record is from RefSeq and is a predicted model, not a curated record.
UCCAAGAUGAACAGCAAGUGUCUUUUCCUGGGGUUUUCUCUUCUGCUCUUCUGCUCUGUUGCUCAAGGCCUUGUGUGCAAAGUAUGCAAAUUCAAGGUGGGCACACUGUGCUUCAAAUCUGACGAUCCCUGCAGAGCAAAAGAAGGCCAAUACUGUGAAACAACCAAAGUUUAUACAGGUCAUAUCAUGCUCUUCACGAAACACGGCUGCAGCAAACAUGCGGAACUUUGCAACAAGACUGAGCAAAGGGACGACGUCUUCGACAUGAACUACAACCGCACGUGCUGCGACUAUGACUUAUGCAAUGGGGGAAUCGUCAGCAAUCCCAGUCUCCCAUUUUUAGCUGGCAUCAGCAUGGCAUUCGGUUGGUGGCUGGCCCAUUAAUCCUGAAGAUUCACGGAGACACUGUUGUCGUAGCAGAAGAGGCAGCCCAGAAGCCAGGCCUCCUCUCCCCUUUUACCAAAAGGUGGGGAAGAUUAGCUUGUAGACUGUCUGAAGGCAUUGAAUGCCUUUUUAGUUCCCUGCCACUUCACUAUUGAAUAGGCUAAAUUCAUCUUCUGCCACAAGCCUUGUCAACAAAAUUCUAAAACCACUGCUUUUUUUACUACUUCCUCCAAGGGACUUUCUCCCUCCCU